This is a messenger RNA of Didymella exigua CBS 183.55, 1380 nucleotides long. RefSeq lists its product as uncharacterized. NCBI's taxonomy places the organism in Eukaryota, Fungi, Ascomycota, Dothideomycetes, Pleosporales, Didymellaceae. The coding region runs from base 37 to 939 and encodes 300 amino acids. The transcript has 2 exons. The record is from RefSeq and is a predicted model, not a curated record.
CUCCACUACAUCUUUAAUACAGCGCAAUUGUACAUAAUGUUUCGCGCACGCUACUUGUUGAACCGCACGCCAUUUAAUGUAGCACCUCGCUCCUGUCGACACUCCUGCGCCCCAUUCACACCCCUCGAGCUCCCGCUGCAAUCGAAAUUCCGGUGGUCGUACCUCUGGUAUGGCACGGUUCUUUCCCUAGGGGUAGUAACAGGCCUUGGGGCACGACACUUCGCAGCGCCGCUUGGCCUGACCGAAUCCGGGUCUCAGGACGAUAUACGCAUACUACAGUCGCUGGACACCGAUAUCGACAAGCUCGACAUAGUAAGAAAGCUCAGGAAGCAAAGCUACAGCGUACAUACGGAUGUGCCGUUAUCAAGCGCGGCAGGUUUAGAAGCGCCAAAAGUAUGGCAGGAGAUAGCGCUAGGCAAGAGUGGGAUGGAGAAGGGUGGAUUGUUAGAUAGUAUGAGUGGGACAAGAGGGCUGGGUGUGCAAAGAGCAUUCUACAACCCCGAGACAAGAGAAAUGGUCGCCGUUGUGUGGAUAGGUGGAGGACUAGCAGGGUGGCCUGGCGUUGCACAUGGCGGUGCGAUUGCGACUAUAUUUGAUGAAGUCAUGGCAAGAAUGGUCAGGGGACCCAACGGCAACAUUGAAGAAGUACAUCGCCCGUCCUCCCUGAAGGUAACUUAUGCAAAACCCACGUACAGCCUGGACUUCUACGUCUUGCGCGCCACCUUCGCGAGACCGACUCCUCCUCAGACCGAGCAUGUACCAGAACCCGAAGCUGAGCCUACAAAGACAUGGCUGUCCUGGCUGUCAUCACAGAAGGAUAUGACAAAGAAGUCAGAGCCUGGUCAGAUGAUUGAGAUCAUUGGCACAUUGGAAAAUGUCAAAGGCGACCUAUGUGUCAGGGCCAAGGGCACAUUCGCUGCACCAGCUCUGGUGGGCUGAGAGAAGAGCUGCCAUCACGACAUAUGACAGGUUAGCUGUAGAGCACCCCAAAUUACAGGCCCAGCGUCGGGAACAGCAGAAACAGCAUCUACAAAAGCUCCUCAGUUGCAGCUUUUGUUGGCACACGUAUUCCUUGUUGACAAAGGAAUUCACUCACUUUCGUGGCGAAGCUGAGCCGUGCACACAGGCUAGUCUCUAAUGUCGACAGACGAGACACCUCUCGGGUCCAAGAGCGUUGUGGGCAUCCAUCUACGGUAAAGGGCUAGGUCUUGAUUGUGCGCAUACGAAUGGAAAUGUGCUGCAUGUUGUGCGUAUCUUGAUGUCCUGAUUGUGCAUGCGCUAGACGUUACGGGGCGCCGGUAGCGUAUUCUGAUCCGCUCUUUGCAUUAGACGGCGCGCUGCAAGCUUCACAGCAACCUCUCAAGCAUGCAGUAGCUACGC